AAGGGAGGGAAAGACCAAAUGGUUUUGAAGCAGUAUUGUUUGUCACACACUGGUGACAUCAGAAAUUGAUGGAAAUGUUGAUCCAGGAACAUGUCUUACUUGGCAAAAAUCACCUCAACCGUAAAUAUGUGGAAGCACCCUGUCUUGCAUUGAAUGGAAAAGGUUAGCAUCCAUAAAAAGAAUGAAUAAUAUUUCCAGUACAGUAAUUUUGCUAUUUAUUUCAUCUUACCAUCUCUCAGCAUAUUAUUAUAGUCACUAGUUACCUUGAACUGUUUGUUUUGUUUAGAUGUGCUAAGUGAGGCGCCCUCUGCUGGAACCAAGAAGCUCAACAUGUUCAAACUACAUUGGACUGAACACAUCAUGGAGAUAAAUCUCAAAACUAUUGUUUUAAAAUCACAAGUUAACAUAGUUUUAUGGGUAUGCAUCAAACAAAAAUGAGUAAUAGUGUGUCAUUAGGCAGUAGAGUGUGCAUUCAACCAUUAUUAGCAUCUUUAAAGCACUUACUGAGAGCACAUACUGUAUAUCUUUGUCUGAGAUUAUUCUGAACAAUUCCACCCAAAAGCCAAAACCAUUAAGAAAUGACGUUAAAGACAUUAAGUAAGGAAAGAAGGGAAAGCCGUUAUAGGCUGGGGGUCAGAGUGGGAAAAGGCAGGAAAAUUAAUAAGUGUGUACAAAGAAAAGAAAGAAAGAAUGGAAGGUCUGUAAGAGCUGAGUACGAGAAAAAAGACAGGAAAAUGAAAACGAGUGAGUGUGCAAAGGAAAGAAAGAAAACAUGUAUAGGACUAUAGGAAGUGAGCAAGAGUAAAAUGGAGAAAAAAGAAAGAAAGAAAGAAAGAAAGAAAGAAAGAAAGGUCUGUAAGAGCUGAGUAAGACAAAAAAAGACAGGAAAAUGAAAAAGAAGAAACAAAAAGAAACAAACAAAGAUAUAUAGGAAGUGAGCAAGAGAACAAUGAAGGAAAAUGAAUGAAAGAAAGAAAGGUCUGUAGGAAGGUAGGAGGAGAAAAAGGAAAAAAGAAAGUGUGAAAAAAAGAAAGUGUGCAAAUUAAAGAAAGACAGAAAAACAAAGGUGAGUAAGAGAAAAUUUGAGGGAAAACAAAAGAUCAGAAAGAAAAAAGUAAGAAAGGUCUGUAAGAGAAAAAAGACAGGAAAAUGAAAAAGAGAGAGUGUACAAAGGAAAGAAACAAACAAACAGGUAUAUAGGAAGUGAGCAAGAGAAAAAUGGAGGGAAAUGAAGGAACGAAAGAAAGAAAGGUCUGUAGGAAGGAAGGAGGAGAAAAAGACAGGAAAGGGAAAAAAUAAAGUGUGCAAACUAAAGAAAGACAGAAAAACAAAGGUGAGUAAGAGAAAAUUUGAGGGAAAACAAAAGAUUAGAAAGAAAAAAAAAGAAAGAAGGGAAGAAAGAAAGGUCUGUGAGAAAAAAGACAGGAAAAUGAAAGAGAGAGAGGGAGUGCAAAGGAAAAAAGAAAGAAACAAACAAAUAAAAGGUAUGUAGUAAGUGAGUAGGAGAAAAAUGGAGGAAAAUAAAAGAGUGUCAAGAAAGAAAGGUCUGUGUGAAGAAAGGAGGAGAAAAAGACAGGAAAGAGUGCAAAGGAAAGAAAGAAAGUGCCUUCACGAAGAAAGACUAAGAAGAGAAAUAUAGUACGAGGGACGGGAGAACAAAGAGGUGAAAUGAAAGGGGAAGAAAAGGUUAGCUCAUCUCUUGAGCAUGGGGUCAGUUUACUUUUGUUUUUCUGACGUAACUGAACCCGGACUCGGCGAUAGCGCGUGCGUCGAGUACACUGUCACGCGCGCGCACGCACGCGCACGCACGCACCCAGACCUGUCUGUCACUCAGUGUUGAGCGUCCGCGCGCGAGGCAGCACCAGCAGAAACAGCAGCAGGAGUAACAUCAGUAGCAUUUAUUGGGAACGUGAAAGCGCAAAACCGGGCGAAACUGGAGCAGACCGCGAGAAACCCGCCUAACCUGCCGUGGGGCGCAGCGGCCGCGCAGCCGCCCGUGUGGACUGAUGUGCUGGCGGAAAUGUCACGGCACAUCUACAUCCGCAACAAGAUCGGCGAGGGCAUCCAGGCGCCCAUAUUCCAGGUGAACAGAGGAACGUACUCGAGACGGAGUCGCCUUAAACGCUCCGAUGGCAGCACCACCUCCACCAGCUUCAUCCUCAGACAGGGCUCAGCUGAUUCCUACACUAGCAGGCCGUCCGACUCGGAUGUGUCAUUGGAGGAGGAGAGGCAGGAUGUGGGGAGCCAGGGCCGGCAAGAACGAGAGCAGCAGGCCGCCGUACAGCUGGAGAGAGCGAAGGCCAAAGCGGUGGCCUUCGCCGUGAAGACUAAUGUCAGUUAUUGUGGAGCGCUGGACGAAGAUGUGCCUGUGCCAGGAACAGCGAUUUCAUUUGAUGCUAAGGACUUCCUGCAUAUCAAAGAGAAGUUCAAUAAUGACUGGUGGAUCGGGCGGCUGGUGAAAGAGGGCUGUGAGAUCGGCUUCAUCCCCAGCCCUCUGAAGCUGGAAAACAUCCGAGCCCAACUGGAGCAGAAGAAGAGCCGUGUUCAAGGUAAGUCCAGUGGAAGCUCCUCCUCCAGCUUGGGGGAUGUGAUGUCAUCAGGCAAGCAGAAACAAAAAGUGACUGAGCAUGUGCCUCCCUAUGAUGUCGUGCCCUCCAUGAGGCCUGUGGUUCUGGUUGGUCCAUCCCUAAAAGGAUAUGAGGUGACUGAUAUGAUGCAGAAGGCUCUCUUUGACUUCCUGAAGCACAGGUUUGAUGGCAGGAUAUCCAUUACCCGUGUGACCGCUGACAUCUCCCUGGCUAAGAGAUCUGUGCUGAACAACCCGAGUAAGAGAGCCAUCAUCGAGCGCUCCAAUACCAGAUCCAGUCUCGCCGAAGUGCAGAGUGAGAUUGAGCGUAUCUUCGAGUUGGCACGCUCCCUCCAGCUGGUAGUGCUGGACGCAGACACCAUCAACCACCCUGCUCAGCUGUUGAAGACCUCACUAGCUCCCAUUAUCGUUCACGUCAAAGUGUCCUCACCGAAGGUCCUCCAAAGACUGAUUAAAUCCAGAGGAAAGUCUCAGAGUAAACAUCUCAACGUGCAGCUGGUAGCAGCCGAUAAACUGGCGCAGUGUCCACCAGAGAUGUUUGACAUCAUUCUGGAUGAGAAUCAGUUGGAGGAUGCGUGUGAGCACUUGGCCGAGUAUCUGGAGGCGUACUGGAAGGCCACACACACCUCCAGCAGCACUCCACUCAACCCGCUCUUGGGGCGGAACCUUGGCCCCUCUGCCCUCGCCCCUUACCCUUCCACCAUCUCCGGCCUGCAGAACCAGCAGGGCCAAAGAACGCGGCACGCCAACCACACAGGAGACCACUCCACAGCCAACGAGCGGCGCAACCUGAUGACCCCGGAUGAAAACUACCACAACGAGCGCCCUCACAAGGGCCGCGGCAACCGCAGCUCGUCGGGCUCACAGCAGGGCCGAGAGCACCACCACUACAUGGACGAGCAGCAGGACCCUUACCAGGACAGCUACAAACCGCACCGCAACCGCAGCUCACCGGGCACCUACAGCCAGGACUCACACCACCGGCUCUGAGCAAGUUUCAUCCCCUGCACUUGAGUCCAUUGUCAUUUAACAUAGCGUUUCUUUGGUAUGCAUUGAGUAUUUUUUUUGGUGGACGUCAUAAGCUCCUCCUAAAGCCCAGUCAUCUGACUUGCAUCUCCAUCUGCACGAAUGACAUGCUGAGAUAAAUGUGGAUCGUCCAGACUUUCAGCACUCCACCAUUCAUGCGUUCUCUUGUUUAUUUGUUUGUACUUGUGUUCUGUUACUGUUACUAAAGGUGAGAUUUUCCCAGCCAACAAAAAAACAAAACAAAACAACAAAAAAAAAAAACAUGUUUUUCAUGAUGUUCAAAAAUAUAUCAAGUGAUAGCCCUGACAGGGACCGGAGAGUAAACAAAAGCCCACAGAACAGAUCCACACUGUGUGCUUGAUGCAUGCUUCCUUCGGUGCUGGAUGUUGCGGUGACGCAGAGGCUCCUCAGACGUUACAGUCAGGCUUAAUGUCGAUGAUAUACCAACCCACUGCCAGUGAUAUUUUGUUAUAUUUAUGGAGUGUGAAGAGAAUUCUGCAAGACCAGGAUCUUAGGGUCUUCCAUAGCCUCUGGAUCUAGUUAUGACGAGAGGGAUUUUUUUAUACAGCUGAAUAAAAGAUAAGAUCCAUUUUGCGCCUUUGACACGUUUUCAUUUAGUACGAGAGAGUAACUUCUGUGAAAGUGCUUCCUCGUAGCUUCCAUGGUCUCAAUGGCCCUCUCAGCAUAGACCAUUGUUUGCUAGAUAGAAUAGCCGCUUAACCAAGAGACGCAGACCAUAUUUGGUAAACAGUAGUGUUGCUCUGAGCUAGUUUACAAUACAUGUAGGUGACAUUGCUCUUUAGAUUUUUUUUUCUUUUUUUUUUUCUCGAUACUAAGCAUGAGCAGACCCCAGAAUAGACCUACAUUUGCAGGACCUCAUAUGUCUCCAUCAUAGGUGCUGAGCGUCAGGUAGAAAACAAAAGGUGAUACUUCCUCAUGAUCAUGUGAGUGCCACUUUGGUCUCCUGACUGAAGUUGUGGUUUGAUCUGCUUCAACAAAUUCUCAGGCUCUUCAGGAUCAUAUCACCAUGAUGUGCUCUGAUCUCUGGAAGACAGACCGGAUUUACAUCUCGGAUAUUAUUAGCUAAAGUUCUCUCUUCUACUUGAACGCGCCAUGGUGGAAAAGCUGAUCUAAACCAUGGAUAAUAAGCAUGCAUGUCAAGGAACUUGAACGUUUGAGAGCCUGGAUUUUCUCUCAUUGAUUUAUGCUAGUUUGUGCAUUUAAAAAAAAAAAAAAAAAAAAAAAAAAGAUUUUAAAACAA
Molecule: messenger RNA, 4874 nt
Organism: Ictalurus punctatus (channel catfish)
Lineage: Eukaryota; Metazoa; Chordata; Actinopteri; Siluriformes; Ictaluridae
Gene: cacnb4b
Product: calcium channel, voltage-dependent, beta 4b subunit
Exons: 14
Coding region: 2021-3577 (518 amino acids)
Biological process (GO): chemical synaptic transmission; regulation of voltage-gated calcium channel activity; calcium ion transmembrane transport
Cellular component (GO): voltage-gated calcium channel complex
Molecular function (GO): protein binding; high voltage-gated calcium channel activity
Source: RefSeq, a predicted model, not a curated record